AUGAUAAUAUCGACUUUCUUGCAUAUCUUGUCUCUGCCUCUUUGUGCCGCUGCUCUAGCUGUUCCUAGCAACGCCAAACCAGUCCAACAAAAUCUUGUCGGCGUGGUCAUUAUGUCCAAGCAAGACGCAGUCCCCGGUCACAACAAUGCUACAUACGAUGUCGUGCCAAAAGCGGACCAGCUAUUGAAUGUCGAGUUCCUCGAGGUUGCCCCAACGCCUAUUAUCGCCGACCGCGUCUUCUUCGUCUACCUGCGUGGUAAUCUACCUGAAUUUAAAAAGAAAGAGCUAGCACUUCCUGAGGAGGGGCUCAUCGAUGCCACCCUCUCUGUCCCUCACAAUGCCGCUUAA
Penicillium macrosclerotiorum is the source of this 348-nucleotide messenger RNA. RefSeq lists its product as uncharacterized. Lineage: Eukaryota; Fungi; Ascomycota; Eurotiomycetes; Eurotiales; Aspergillaceae. The coding region runs from base 1 to 348 and encodes 115 amino acids. The transcript is spliced from 3 exons. The record is from RefSeq and is a predicted model, not a curated record.